GCGAAAAAAAUUGAAAUUUGAGUUUAUUUUGACUGUGUUUUCUAUUUUGCACCCUGUUUUACUCGGAAAGAUGUCAGAAUUAGAGAUUUGUCGGUUUGCAUAUGAAGGCAACUUUUCGAAAUUAAAAGAAAAAGUUGACUCCGAUAAAUCUUAUUUAACUACGAAAGAUGGGUCUGGUCGCAUUCCACUUCAUUGGGCUGCAUCUGGUAGUCAAACAAAUAUAGUCAAUUAUCUUCUGCAGCAAGGUUCACCUGUGGAUGAAGCAGAUGAUUCUAACUGGACGCCCCUGAUGAUUGCUUCAUCUGUUGGACGCGCUGAUAUAGUUUCGGCUUUGAUUAGCAGAGGAGCUGAUGUGAAUACAUUAAACCAGACUGGGCAAUCAGCACUACAUUAUGCAGCUUCAAAAAAUAGAGAUAAUGUUGUAAGACUUUUAUUAGAAAAUCGUGCCAACAUAAAUGCUGCUGAUCAUAUGGGAAGUACACCGCUUCAUCGAGCAGCAUCUAAAGGCAAUAUUAAAAUUCUAAAAAUUUUUAUUGAAGAUUAUGGCAAUCAAUUAGAUUUAAAUUCCAAAGACUGUGUUGGAAACUCUCCUUUGCAUUUGGCUUGUGAAGAAGAAAGAAUAGAAGCUGUUAAAAUGCUUGUUGAUGCUGGUGCAAAUCCAGAAACAUUAAAUAAGGAAAAGAAAAGCCCUGUGGAAAUGGCACCAUCACAGAUACGUUUAACGUUAAAAAAAAUUUUUGAUGCUGCAAUGUAUCCUUAAAGAUAUGUUUCAAACAUAGUUCAUUUUUAUCAUGUGUAAUAAUUGCUACAAGUAAUUUGUUCAAUGUCAGAAAAGAACUUUGCAACUGAUUGAUUCUACACAAAUCUGAACAUUUUAAGGGUGCUUUUUUAAGUAAAUAAAUUUUAUAAUCUGAACUUAGUACUGUCAAAAUUAUU
This is a messenger RNA of Uloborus diversus, 936 nucleotides long. Its product is annotated as 26S proteasome non-ATPase regulatory subunit 10-like. Gene Ontology annotation, molecular function: protein binding. The record is from RefSeq and is a predicted model, not a curated record. Lineage: Eukaryota; Metazoa; Arthropoda; Arachnida; Araneae; Uloboridae. The transcript has 5 exons. Bases 71 to 760 code for a protein of 229 amino acids.